AUGGAUGUACGAGGAAAUCAGAUCGCUACCCUAUGCGUAACGACCCCUAAUUCUCCCCGGGCACGCAUGCAGAUGGUCUCACAAGGCGAAUGGGUUGAAUUCCUUCUUGGUUCUGAGCUGGGCCGGAAAAUAAGGUUAAGACUAGGCCCAGAGGGAAUCUGUUCAUUGGGACGGAAGAGCUGGGCCAGUCUAUUUGAAGAAACUGACUGGAACCCGGUCUUUGAGCUGAGUGGACUGGACCGGGUUCUUGGAGGAGGCUUAAAAGCCUUCAGAUUAUGGGCUGCCCUAAUGGGUCUGGCCUUAGACCGAGGCAAAAAAACCCAGCGUUCAUCGAACGUAUUUGUUACAGGAACAGACACAAGUGAUGCUGCUGUGAUUUGGGCUAUGAGUUUUCUAAUGAAAAAUCCUAAAACAAUGAAAAAAGUUCAAGAUGAAAUAAGAAGCUUAAUUGGGAAGAAGGGUUUUGUAGAUGAAGACGAUAUUCAACAAUUGCCUUGUCUUAAAGCUGUGGUGAAAGAGAUGAUGAGACUGCAACCGACAGUUGCAUUACUGGUCCCAAGAGAAACAGUUCACAAGUGCACUUUGGGUGAGUAUGAAAUAGCUGAAAAAACACUAGUUUACGUGAAUGCAUGGCCAAUUGGGAGGGAUCCUGAAGCUUGGGAGAAGCCAUUGGAGUUCUGUCCAUAG
Messenger RNA from Manihot esculenta (cassava), 687 nucleotides. RefSeq names its product cytochrome P450 83B1-like. Bases 1 to 687 code for a protein of 228 amino acids. Lineage: Eukaryota; Viridiplantae; Streptophyta; Magnoliopsida; Malpighiales; Euphorbiaceae. Gene Ontology annotation, molecular function: heme binding; monooxygenase activity; oxidoreductase activity, acting on paired donors, with incorporation or reduction of molecular oxygen. The transcript has 2 exons. The record is from RefSeq and is a predicted model, not a curated record.